This is a messenger RNA of Metopolophium dirhodum (rose-grain aphid), 1995 nucleotides long. It is a transcript of the gene boca, whose product is annotated as LDLR chaperone boca. The record is from RefSeq and is a predicted model, not a curated record. The transcript has 3 exons. Gene Ontology annotation, molecular function: transmembrane transporter activity. Gene Ontology annotation, cellular component: membrane. Bases 338 to 1498 code for a protein of 386 amino acids. Gene Ontology annotation, biological process: transmembrane transport; protein folding. Lineage: Eukaryota; Metazoa; Arthropoda; Insecta; Hemiptera; Aphididae.
UUUAUAUUGGAAUGAAUAAUAAAAUAGUAGUUUGUAGGCUAGUGUUACUUGUGCAAAAUUCAUCAUUUGUAAUUCAUUUAGUACAUCAUUGAGCAAAAGUGUGUAUGAUUUAUGGUUGAUGAUAAUCGAGCUAUAUUCAUGUAUAAAGAUGGCUCACAAGCUUGGGACGCAAAGGAUUUCCUGAUACAACAAGAAGACUGUGUUGAUGUAACAAUUGAAAAUCAAGUAUACAAAGGUCCAGCUUCUCCAUUUGUUGAAGGAAACGUUGAAAAAGUUGAACUAUAAUUGUUAUUUUCUAUUAGUUAAGCUUAUUUAUUUAUAUACAGUUAUUCUAAAAAUGGCAAACUUUAUUUAUAUAUACAUUAUUGGCUUUUUAGACAUAGCCAGUCUAGCCACAAUCAUGCCUUCAUUUAAUCGUCGUCUCUUAAAAUUUGGAGCUACUCAUUUACAGAUAACCCUUCUAGAGUCUCUCUUUUCAAGUUUUCAACUAAUCACAGGCCCCAUUGUUGGAACACUGAGUGAUCAAUAUGGUCGCAAACCGUUGCUUUUGCUUUCAAUGAUCUUUAGUGUUCUUGCCUUUUUUGCCAUGGGGCACUGCAAUACUUAUCUGUCGAUUGCUGCCAUUCGAUUGAUGUUAGGUUGUUUCAAACACACCCAAAUGUUAGGAAAAUCAUUGAUUGGUGAUAAUGUACCUAAAACUCAACAAUUGAGCGCCCAUGGAAAAUUGAACAGUUUCAUUUCAUUAUCAUUUAUGAUAGCACCGAUUUAUGGUGGUUAUUUAUCUGAACACGAAAAUGGUUUUUACUACUUAGCUUGCUCAACCAGCUUACUUUGUGCCAUAAAUGUCAUUAUUAUUACAUUGAGUGUACCAACCAAGAUAAUUAAAACAACUGGUCUUAAAAAAAAUAUGUUUCACCAUUUAAAAGAAGUCGAUUGGAUAGAAUAUUGGCCAUUAUUGUUCAUGAGAAUGAUGUAUACUGCAACACUAUCAACAAUGAUGGUGACAUUUGGUUUUGUUCUCAUAGAAACUUAUAAACUCACACCAUCCCAAGUUGGUUACACUUUGUCAGUUAAUAGUUCAAUUGGCGUUGCUACUGGAUUUGCAGUUGCCAGAUUGGAGCCAUUCUUUCGUAAAUAUAGUUCGUUCAAAAAAUGUUUCUUUAGUUUUAUAUUACUGUUUGUUGGAUAUGUUUGUUUGUCAUUUGCUCCUAAUAUAACGUUUCACAUUGUGUGCAUGGUUCCUAUCAUUGCAGCUGGUACUCUGAUUGAAGUAUUUUUAAAUCAAAUUCUAUCGGAAACCUGUAUGGGUGAAAAUAGAGGAACUCUAGAAGGUGCUAUGACUAGCUCUAUCUCAGUAGCCCGAUCUAUUACACCUGUAGUAGCAGGAUUGGCUAUGGAUGUAUAUGGUUCUAGUGGGGCAUAUGCUUUUGCAGCUUUAGCUGCUAUUUCUGCUGCAAUGUUGGCUAAAUUUUAUGAUAAAAAAACCAAACCAUCGUAAAUUUAAAAAAAAGUGUUCAUUUUGCAAUGAUCUUAUAUUUUGUAUCAAACUUUAAUUUACUUAUUAAAUAUAAAAUAAGUAAAAGAUUUAUUGUAAUAAAUCUAUUUUUCUAUGCAUUUUGUUGAAAAAUAAAUAUAUUUUGAAUGUAUCUUGUGAAACCUUUUAUUCCAUGAAAAAUGUUGUAAGUUUAAACUGUUAAUUAUUUAAGUUAAUAAUUUUUAAAUAGUAGCUGUAUUCAAUUUGGUAAGUAUUUAGUUUAUAAUUAAUAUAAUUUAAUAUGUAAGUAAAAUAUUAUUUAUUUGUAUUUGAUAUUAUUGAAACCGGUUAUAAUAUGUAAUGUCAACUAAGAUAAUCCAAAAAUAAUGUAUUCAACAAUUACCUAUAAAUAGUUAAUAUCAUUGCUUUUAUAAUAUGUAUUGUAAUAUAAAAGCAAAAUCAGUAGUAUAAGCUGCUAAAUUUUUUUUUACAUAAUUAAUUAAAAAUAUAACUUUUUUAGA